CUAGGUUCAAUCUCCAGUGAAAAAAAUUAAAAACAAAUACAAAGGAGGGCCAUCAGCGAUUAAAGAGAUCAGCUGAUGUCAAACAGGGCAAAUGUGUUACUUGCUUGUUGAUCUGCACAUGAUAUGUGGUCCAUCUGGGCCACACCUGCACAAAAGUAGCAACAGGAAUGAGCUGGAAGGAGCAGGAAAGGACUGAAACCCAGAUGGAAGACAUGCUCCAUCCUGGCCCUUACCCAGAAACCAGACCAGGUCGUACAGGUUAUUGGGAGAAGGGCGGGCAGUGUAACAGUCUUCUACUGGAAAAGUAAUCACAUACACACACACACACAAGCUGCUAGACCUAUAUUGAUACUCCACGUCUCCCCGUUUUUCACGUAUUUUCAUCUCCUUAAAAAAGAAUUAGACUUCCCAUUCCCAACCUUUGAAAAUGAACUAAGCAUACUAAAGGGAGGGAAGCUACUAUUGCCCCUCCACAAACAAACCAAGUAAGUUUUUGUGUGAUGCUCUAGCCCUGUGCUUGUCUCCGAAGCAUCCCGGUAAACAACCACCUUAGUUGCAAAGAAUCACGCUCCGGCCUAGAGGGCGAGGCCUCAGUCCCGCGGAACCUUAAAACUGCGGCCGAGGCGGAGUGGAGUCCGCCCGGAAAGCGGACUGGACUCUCAGUGAACGCCCGAGUUUAAGGCUUCCGCCCCGCAGAGGGCUUGCCUCCACCCCGCCUUCUACACCCGCCCAGCUUUAGUUCUGCGCAGGCUCCUGGGGCUAUUACCGUCUCUAUAGCAACCUGGUAGCUGGACACAGAAGAUGGAGACCAAGGAGUCUACACUAGGAUCGCGGUCGCGAGCUUUAGACGUACAGUCCAGCCCCGAAGGACUAACGACUACCUCGGAACCGUUUCCUUCUUCUGACAUCGGUUCAAGGUCUGCCCUAACAGCUGCAACCGCAGCAGCUGCAGCGGCUGCACCAGCUGCUGCAGCCGGUGCAGCCGCUUCCACCAACAAAGCAGCUGCGUUAUGUUCAGAGACCCUAGAGUCCCAUUCUGGGUUCAUGGAGCCCUCCUCUGACAGUCUUGGGGCAAAACGUGCUGGAUCCCACCAGACAGGCCUUGGGAGCCUUGACUUUGAGCCCACCUAUGUUUCCUGUAUUGCUCAGGAUCCCUGUACAACCGACCUUGGCUCAAGCUCUGGCCCUGUUCCUGCCUCCAGCUCUGGUCCUGGCAGUGGCUCUGUCCCUGGCUCCUGCUCUGGUCCUGGCCAUGACUCAGUCCCUGGCUCUGGUUCAGGUCCUGGCCAAGGCUCCUGUCCUGCCUCUGGAACUGGCCCACGCUCUGGCCCUGGCCCUGAGGUUAGCCCCAGCAGUACUCAAAGGUUCAGAAAUCUCAGGUCAGAUAUGCUCCCCGAUAAUACCUCCUGGAGUCCCCACUGCCACUGGGAGCCUCAGAAACAAGCAACCUGGGAAUUUCUGCAAGUCUCAGAACCUGGUGCCCGAGGGCUACGGAAACUACAAGAGGUUGAAGGAAAGCCUCAGUUUCACUAUGGACCAUUACCACGGGGCCAGUGCCUCCUCCAUAACUGGGAGGAAGAGAGAGCCACCAAUCACCUGGAUCAAGUCCCAAGCUUGAAAGAUGGCUCUGAGAGUUUCUUCUUCCGACACGGGCACCAGGGACUGCUGACCAUACUGCAGUCACCUGUGCCCUCCUCCACCACCCAGAAAGACUCAUAUCAGCCUCCAAAAAACUUCCAUCAGCCUCUUAGAGGGAAGCGUGAAGCCAUGCUGGAGAUGCUCCUGUACCACCAGAUCUGUGAAGAGGUGCAGGCAGAGCAGGAGCCCCCAAGGAAGCUCUUUGAGGUCGAGUCAGUGACACAUGAUGACUACCGAGUGGAGCUGCUGCAAGCAGGGCCUCCUGCCCCAACAAAGCCUCAUGACUACCGUCAGGAGCAACCUGAAACCUUCUGGAUACAAAGGGCACCACAGCUACCGGGUGUCAGUUACAUCAGGACACUGGACACACCAUUCCGGAAGAACUGCAGCUUCUCAACACCAGUGCCCUUGUCUCUGGGACAGCCUUUGCCGUAUGAAUCUGACAGCUACCCCCACCAAAUGGGUGAAAUGUCUUCCCUUGCCUGUCAGGGAAGGGGGCAGGGGUACUGAUGAGGAAGAAAGGCUGCUGUCUAACUGUUGAGGGGAAAAGUAGAACAUGGAAUUUGGAAGCUGUUUUUGUUUGUACUAGAGAAGUGGGUGGGGAACAAGUUAAUCUUCUCUGUACUUGAUGAAAGGACUUCACAUAAAUGGUUCUCCCUCAUCCCAA
This is a messenger RNA of Chinchilla lanigera (long-tailed chinchilla), 2305 nucleotides long. It is a transcript of the gene Spag8, whose product is annotated as sperm associated antigen 8. Bases 802 to 2148 code for a protein of 448 amino acids. Gene Ontology annotation, cellular component: cytoplasm; nucleus. The transcript is spliced from 7 exons. The record is from RefSeq and is a predicted model, not a curated record. Gene Ontology annotation, biological process: positive regulation of transcription by RNA polymerase II. Lineage: Eukaryota; Metazoa; Chordata; Mammalia; Rodentia; Chinchillidae. Gene Ontology annotation, molecular function: microtubule binding.